AUGUUGGGGAGUCCUUCCAACAACGGGGGCAUCAGGAUGCUGGUGCCACCAGCUUCAGGCGACGACAGGCGGGUAGAAUUCGUCGCUCUUACCGCCGUCCAAACGGAAAGAAGCGAGCCGUCCACCCCGGAGCGCGGACACCCCUACCACCGCACGGGGCUGCUGGGCACGCCGUUGCCCGGGCCCCGCGGGACGCGCGGGACUUCUUCUGCCUCCAACAAGCGCUACCGAAAGUUUCAGAAUUACUUGUACAACGUGCUGGAGAGGCCGCGAGGAUGGGCGUUCAUCUACCACGCGUUCAUUAAAAGCCCCGGACCUCUUUGUCACCACUGGAUGGCCUUCCUGUGUCCCGCCGUCAGUAAACCCAUGACGUCAGCGACCGCUGAUGACCUGAUGCCUCUGCUGGCCGCGUCCCCAGGAGGGGCAGGCGGCCAGGGGCAGAGUGUCAGUCUGGGGCUGAUCAGCCCUCUGGGGCCUGGUGCUUCUGAAGGCUUUAGGGAGCGUGGUGGUACCAUGUGCAGAGGUUGGUGGGAAGUUGGGGGUGUGCUGCUUAAACCCUGCACGUUAAUCUCAUGCUUCCUGCUGGUGUUCAGCUGUCUGGUCCUGUCCGUGUUCUCCACCAUCCCAGACCACCAAGAGCUGGCCAACGAGGCCCUCUUCAUCCUGGAGUUUGUGAUGAUCGUGGUGUUCGGCCUGGAGUACUUUGCGCGGGUCUGGGCGGCGGGCUGCUGCUGCAGAUACCGGGGAUGGCAGGGACGCCUCCGCUUCGCCAGGAAGCCCUUCUGCGUCAUAGACUGCAUCGUGUUCGUGGCGUCGCUGGCGGUCAUUGCGGCGGGCACCCAGGGCAACAUCUUCGCCACCUCGGCCCUGCGCAGCAUGCGCUUCCUGCAGAUCCUGCGCAUGGUCCGCAUGGACCGCCGGGGGGGCACCUGGAAGCUACUGGGCUCCGUGGUGUACGCCCACAGCAAGGAGCUGAUCACAGCCUGGUAUAUUGGCUUCCUGGUGCUGAUCUUUGCCUCCUUCUUGGUCUACCUGGCAGAGAAGGACGUCAACCCUGACUUUCACACCUAUGCAGACUCCCUCUGGUGGGGAACUAUCACCCUUACCACCAUCGGAUAUGGGGACAAGACCCCCCGUACCUGGCAGGGACGCCUGCUGGCCGCCUGCUUCGCUCUGCUGGGCGUCUCCUUCUUCGCCCUGCCGGCGGGUAUCCUAGGGUCAGGCUUUGCCCUGAAGGUCCAGGAGCAGCACAGGCAGAAACACUUUGAGAAGAGGAGGACGCCCGCCGCUAACCUGAUACAGGCUGCCUGGCGUCUCUACUCCACAGACGCGCAGCACUCCUACCUGACCGCCACCUGGUACUUCUAUGACAGCAUGCUGCCCUCCUUCAGAGAACUGACGUUCCUGUUCAGUCACCUCCAACGACAACGUAGUGCCAAGAAAGUCCUCCAAAACUCCUACCAGACCCUGCUGUCUGGGCUCAGGCCCUACAGCUCCCCCUGCCUGCAGGGGGACAGCAGCAACAAGCUGGGCUUCCGCGACCGCAUGCGGAUGAACAACUCCCGCUCGUCACAGGCCACGCGCGGCAAGGCGUCCCCGGCGACGCCGGUGCCCAGCGUGCGGCCGUCCCCCACCCAGGAGAACAUCCCGGAGCCCACCAGCCCGGGGAAGGUGCAGAAGAGCUGGAGCUUCAACGACCGCACACGCUUUCGCACCUCCCUGAGACUCAAGCCACGCCCGCCGGCUGAUGGAGAAGGAGUUGGGGAGGACAGUGUGGAGGAGAAGCCGUACUGUGAUGUGGCCAUGGAGGAAGUGAUCCCCGCUGUCAAGACGCUCAUACGGGCCGUCAGGAUCCUGAAGUUCCUGGUGGCUAAGAGGAAGUUUAAGGAGACCCUGCGUCCGUACGAUGUGAAGGACGUGAUCGAGCAGUACUCUGCGGGACACCUGGACAUGCUGGGGCGCAUCAAGAGCCUGCAGAUGAGGGUGGACCAGAUAGUGGGGCGAGGGCCGGUCGGGGCGGAUAAGAAGAUCCGGUCGGAGAAGGGGGAGAAGACCCCUCCAGAACUGGACACCAUGGAUGAACUGAGCAUGAUGGGAAGAGUAGUGAAGGUGGAGAAACAGGUCCAGUCCAUAGAGAACAAGCUGGACCUUCUGCUCAACUUCUACACCCAGUGCUGGAAGAAAGGCUCGUCUCAGUUCACCCUGUCCUCCCUGCUGGAGCCCGACCUGACGUCGGACUACCACAGUCCCACAGACAACCGGGACCUCUUCCCCUCGGUCAACACCCUCAACAUGUCCCGCUCAGAGAGCAGUAACAUGGAGUGACAGAGACCAGUGACCCCCACACUCCUUUAAGGUCUGAGAGGUGGGGGAAGGGAAACAAAACGCACAGAAGCCCUUUACAUUAUGUCUUCCUUAUAGGCUAACAAUCUUCACUUGAAAGACAUCACUUAAACGUGAGCCCUUUAUGACUCUCUUUCUGAUGCCUCGUUUGAGGAGGCGAUACAGUGCUGGUACUACAGAACAAGGAAACGCUAUUGAUACCGUUCUCCUUUUGACGACUCACCUUUCUGGCCCCCAUGUCUCUUGCAGAUGUUGUUGUCUUUUUGUCUUUUGUUUAUUUGCGUCCUCUGUUUUCUUUUGAGUUUCACCACAUUUCAGGCGCUGCCAUGAACUACCGUUGCCACUAAAGGGGGCCAGCUGUACUGAAGCCACUGCUGUUCACCCCACACUAGCGCUCAACCCUCCAACUGAAAAGUAGAGAUGAAGAAGAAGAGAGGUUAAGUGAUAGCUACACAGCCACUUAUAUACCACUGAAGCAGUACGGCUCAGAGUUGGCCUCAAUUUUUUUGGGGAUAUUGACAGUUAAUCUGAAACUCUAGUCUUUUAUAUUUCUGGAUAAUUCUUCUCCAUGUCGACAGAUUUGACCCACCUAAACCAAUUCAUUCAACCUCAGUCCAAGAGGUCCAUUGGCUAUGUUAAAUAGCUGGGUUCAACGAUUACAACUUCAACCCCUUAAUAUCCUUGUCGGCCAUUUUAGAUUCCACCACAGCUGUUUGUGCUGUGCUGAAUGUAACACAUCCUCACUGACAGCGCACAGCAACACCACCACCACCACGGUGCAUUCAGAAGGACCCCGUCAACACGGAACCCAACAUGCUCCCACACAGAAGGCUGGGGAUCCUUGGGUUGAUUGAGGGACUUUGCAGGAGAAAAAAACGCAAAUAAACAAUUUCCAUUCAUCAAAAGAAAAGGGGUCAGCAUGUCUGGGAAGAAGAUGAAUCAGAAAUGUAAUGCACAGACACGGCCAUGUUUGCAUACAGUAUGUAAGAAUGGCCUAUGUAUGUGUAUGUGUGUGUGUGUGUGUGUGUGUGUGUGUGUGUGUGUGUGUGUGUGUGUGUGUGUGUGUGUGUGUGUGUGUGUGUGUGUGUGUGUGUGUGUGUGUGUGCGUGCGUGCGUGCGGACACUGUUGUGCACAUUAAGCCCACUUGCAAAACUGAACACGACCCCCUCCCCCCUGUUUGGGAAACUACUUUUACUUAGAGGGAAUGCUAGUUAUAAAUGUCUGUCAGGUGACAAGGUGAAAACAGCCUUAUGCGUGAACCUAUCAGAGUCUACCGUAUGCCUAAAGUAUUAGUGUAGCAUAAAGCUGUGUUUAUUGAUCGGACAGUUAACCAUCCUUGCUAGCCCCCCCAUCUCCCAUCAACACCCUGCCCACUAAACAACGUCCGUCGGACCAAUAGAAAAACUCUGAUAGAAAACACCUGUGGACACCAGCCCAUCAUCAUCAUCGUCCUCAUCAUUGUUCUAUGGGCCCUAUUCAGCAAGCGGCCAUCUUGCCCUAGCUAGCUGGUUGGGUGAACUGUAAGCUAAAUACCGCAUUCAGUUCACCCUACCAGCUAGCAUUUAGAACCAAGAUGGAGAGACGGGCAGCUAGGUUAAUUAGGACCAUUUUUUAUUUUUUUUCCUGUGUUAAAGGUACAAUAUGCAACUUAUUUUCAAUAUCAGUCAGAAACUAGUCUCACAAAUCGAUCGACAAUCGGAUCGUGCACCGAUUGCAAGACUCGUCUACAUUGGUAUCACAAUAGUGCUGCAGCAGAUGAUCGUACUGGAGGUCGAUUAAAAAUAUGCCAUCCAGGAGCACACCCAAACUAAACAUAAUGCCGGGCGGAAAAAGCAACAUGUCCUGGUCGGACACCAAUGUACUUGGACAAAGUUUCUGUAAAGGUUUCAAAUCCAAUCCGAAGAGUAGACUGGCCACUGUAGAAAUACAUUUGGUAAAAUCGUCUUCUGAAACCUCGUCCACUGCCCCUUCUGGUUUCCACUGCGAGCACUGGGUCCCAGCCCCCGAGAAGUUUAGCUUGAGCAUUGUCGAAGUUCUGUAUCCGAUAUUAUGAAGACCCUCACUUUAUGUCUUCAGGAUACAGGUUAAUGGUUCUGACUCUGCAACAGCGUGGAUAAAUCUCCUAAAACAAAGGUUUGCUUUUUGAGGAUUGGUGGGAUAAGCAAAGAAUAGGGAGAGGGCGGGGGGAGCAGCAGAGGGUUUUAAUCUAGAUUUAGACUGGAGCUAACUUCAAAUCGAAAAUCUUGCAUAUUGUACCUUUCUGAGCACUUUAGGGCCAACAGCGAAUAAUGCAAUCCAAUUUGCUUCCCGUUAGGCAGGUUGACCUUUGAACCUGAUAUUUCUGAUGGAAGAUGUCAUCAUCGCUCUUACCAGUUGAAAUCUGCACUGCUUCAAUUGGAUAUGCUACUCAAUUCCGCAGGGUUUUCAUCAAUUAAAACAGGUGUGUUGAAGUGGAGUGCGUGAACUCAUCAUAAAUGCACGUAUUGACAGGGAAUGGUUCAAGCUUUAGAGAGAUUUAAGAGCAACUGGAAAGAACAUGAAUUCAUUUGUCCAAGGGUGUGCUGUCUUUUACAGUGACUUUAAUUUGUACUGUUUUCAGUUGAUUUUUUAAAGGUUCCACCGACAAUUUUUUCAAAUGUACAACAGAUCCUUAGUGUUAGUGGAUGGUGGCUGGAGGGCAUCCACGUAAGGCUGUGCGCAUGAACGCAAACACACACACACACACACACACACACACACACACACACACACACACACACACACACACACUACACACUACACACACACACACACACACACACAGCUAUUCUUUAUUAAAUUGCUUUGAUACGUAACAUGAUAAUGGUUCCAUGAGCAUUUCAUUCUGUUUAUGUUCUGCAUCUCUAUUUGCAGCUGUAUUGGGGUCAGAAAAAGUGUCACAUUUCUAUGAUUUUUAUUUCAUUUCUUUUUUUUAAUGAUUAUGGUUUAUAAGAUGUGAAUGUUUGUUAAGUUUAUAUUCUGUAUGUUAUUGGGUUAUGAUGUUUUAGUUAUGAUCAACAGUAAAUGUAGCAUUUCUGUGAA
Gadus morhua (Atlantic cod) is the source of this 5404-nucleotide messenger RNA. It is a transcript of the gene kcnq4, whose product is annotated as potassium voltage-gated channel subfamily Q member 4. Gene Ontology annotation, cellular component: voltage-gated potassium channel complex; membrane. NCBI's taxonomy places the organism in Eukaryota, Metazoa, Chordata, Actinopteri, Gadiformes, Gadidae. Gene Ontology annotation, biological process: potassium ion transmembrane transport. The record is from RefSeq and is a predicted model, not a curated record. Bases 1 to 2325 code for a protein of 774 amino acids. The transcript has 17 exons. Gene Ontology annotation, molecular function: voltage-gated potassium channel activity.